This is a messenger RNA of Daphnia pulex (common water flea), 976 nucleotides long. RefSeq names its product elongation of very long chain fatty acids protein 7-like. Bases 96 to 878 code for a protein of 260 amino acids. Gene Ontology annotation, cellular component: endoplasmic reticulum membrane. Gene Ontology annotation, molecular function: fatty acid elongase activity. NCBI's taxonomy places the organism in Eukaryota, Metazoa, Arthropoda, Branchiopoda, Diplostraca, Daphniidae. The transcript is spliced from 6 exons. The record is from RefSeq and is a predicted model, not a curated record. Gene Ontology annotation, biological process: sphingolipid biosynthetic process; fatty acid elongation, polyunsaturated fatty acid; fatty acid elongation, monounsaturated fatty acid.
AAAAAUAGCACAUCACACUACUCUGAAUGUGUGGUGUGGUCUGUGAUUACGAGCCAAAUAGUUUUGAAAUUAAAAAAAAUUAGUCUUAGUGUAAAAUGGAAUAUUUCGUUACGCUCCACGAAGAUGUCAGCCGAAGCGGAGAUCCGCGCGUCGCCAACUGGUUUCUGGUUCGCUCGCCACUGCCAAUCAUUGGAAUAAUAGUCUCGUAUUUACUGUUAGUCUUUUAUGGCCCUCGAUUCAUGGAGAAGCGUACAGCGUUCACACUUAAAUAUUUGAUGCGGAUCUACAACAUAUUCCAGAUAAGCCUUUCGGCUUAUAUGUUUUACGAAUUUCUCGUCACCUCUGUUUUAUCGCGUUAUGAUCUAACUUGUCAACCAAUUGACACUUCCAUGGAUCCCCUCGCGCUAAGAAUGGCCGAUGUCUGCUGGUUGUUUUUCUUUUCAAAAGUUAUCGAUAUGAUUGAUACGGUAUUUUUCGUUUUACGAAAAAAGAACAAUCAAUUAACAUUCCUACACAUCUUUCAUCAUAGCACUAUGGUAUUUAAUUGGUGGCUCGGAGUUAAAUACGUUCCCGGAGGACAAUCUUUCUUCUGUGCAAUGCUCAACUCCUUGGUUCAUGUUGUAAUGUACAGCUAUUAUUUAUUGAGCUCACUCGGGGCGUGGAUUCAGCCGUAUCUGUGGUGGAAACGCUAUUUGACUCAAUUCCAGAUAGUUCAAUUUGUUCUUAUCGUGUUUCACAUCUCCUACGGUCACUACAACAACUGUGAUUUCCCUUCGACACUCAGCGUCGUACUGGCACUUUACUGUUUAACACUUUUAGUGUUCUUUUCCCAUUUCUACAUUCAAGCAUACCUGCGCAAGUCAAAGAAACUGCCAUAAUGGCCACGAAGCAAUUUUAUUUCUAAAAUUGACGACCUCUUUAUCGAUUAAAUUGAAUUUUUUAACACUAUAAAAUAAAGAACUCAUAUAAAUUACAA